Messenger RNA from Nilaparvata lugens (brown planthopper), 2978 nucleotides. RefSeq lists its product as uncharacterized. The transcript has 3 exons. The record is from RefSeq and is a predicted model, not a curated record. The coding region runs from base 242 to 463 and encodes 73 amino acids. NCBI's taxonomy places the organism in Eukaryota, Metazoa, Arthropoda, Insecta, Hemiptera, Delphacidae.
GUAAUCUAGAUGGCAUAGAACUUCUCAAAAGUCAAAACUCAAAACCGAAAAUAGACAAAAAUAAUGAGGUUAUGUCAAUGCUCCGUAAAUAACUUCCAAGAAAAGAAUGUUUGUUUUCAACAUAUUUGUUGAAACCAUGAGUAAAAUUCAGUGUUAAAUGGUAGCAAGAGUCUCACUUUGAACGUACUGAUGAGAAUGUAGAAUUAUCUUCAUCUCCAGAAAGUUACCGUUGAAUAUCAAAAUGACGCCUCUUGAAGAUUUCAUGUAUCUAUUGAACUCUGUUCUGCUUGGCGAAGAACCAACCGUGGAAGACUUUAUCCUACUGGUUGGAACAUUAGUAGCGUUUGUGGCAUUUGUGCUAUGGUGCUGCUUCCCGAUUGUACCGAAAGAGGCGAAUGCGCCCCUACAGUAUGACACUCGCAACUACAAGAAACUUGACAACUCCUAUGAAGCCGUGUCAUAGCCACUAACCAACAGUCGGUUCAUUUAUAAAAUUCGUCCCUCUUAAUGAAACUCGGAUCUCAUCUAAAUUUCUAUUUCUUCAGCAGAUUGACAACUUGUAGAAAAUAUUAGCACCAUUAGAUGAUGUUCCCAAUAAGGUAUCAUUCCUUCUAUAUUUAUAUUACUGUUUCAAACAAUGUAACUAACUGUUCAUAUUCCUACUAAUCUAGAAUAGUUACGUACAAGUCUAUUUGAUUGAUUUUGUUGAAUGCUUUGAUUGACAAUUUACUAGUAAUAACUGAGUAUUAUCUGAAAUGAGUAUCAGAAUGUGGAGAUCAGCAGAAUAAUAAUAAUUGUUUCACUACUUUUUCUAUGAAAUUAGAUAUUUUCUACAACUUUAUGUAGCUGAAGCUGAUACAUAUAUUUCAACUUGAAUUCUUUAAAGCAAACGCAAAUAGCAGCAAACAGACAAAGGAAAAUCAAACGUAUGCUUGCAGAUCUGAGCAGACAGACGGAUGUCUGUGUGCGUUACAACAUUUAAACACCUGGGGAGGGAUUUUUCCGUUUUCUGUCUGUUGCUGUGUGCGUUCGCCUUUAGAUCUCAAACUAUCUUCACCUUAUUGGUGUAUUAUAGGAAUGAGUUUGAGAAUAAACAUGGAGUAUUUGUUCUUGUUUUAAAAUUGGAUACUAGAGUACUGUACUGGCAAAAUAUUGAUGUAUCCAAACAUUUGAUUGUCAGUGAAUGAAUUAAGUUCUAAUUUAUAAGAUAUUCUUCAUUUAAUUAAUCAGUUUUAUUGAAAUGAUAAAGUCGAAAGUUCAUGGUUCUCAGUACAACUUGAUAGGUAAUUAUAUUAUUAUUGUCCACUAUACAAGUGCUCUGUUAAAAAGUUAAUGUUGUAUGAUCUUGAGUGCCACUAGAAUCAAUUCGAUGAAAAUUACCAAUGGAUAUAAGAAAUCAAAUCGAAUACAACCCCUUUCUAGGGAAAAUUAACAUGGUAACUUGAAUCAUCUUCACUUCUAAACAAUUAUUCAAAGAAUUAGCUAUUCAAAGAUUAGCUUCUCUAUGGGAGACAAUUAUUGAAUUGAAAAAUCAAUUUUUAUCAAGAAGUAUAUAAAAAAUAAUUUUCUCGUUGAAAGAUCUCUCUUUGGACGAUUAUUAAGUUUACAAAUGAACCUAAAACUUGAAAUAUAAUUCAUAUUUUAUCAAUAGUAGCUUAGGGCCCCAUUAGACCUGCAUAUUUUAUGAUAAGGCUUCCAAUAAUGAGUCAGCUCUUGAUAUGUGAUUGCACAUAUCUGUGGUUAGCUUUCAAAUAAAAAAUGUGACUAUCUGGUGAAAAAUGAAUGAUUUGAGACUUUAUUAUCCUCGUUUCAAAUAGUUCAUUCAUUUUCUUUAAAUAACACAAAUAGCAUUGAAUGCAAAUUAUACAUCAAAUACAGAUACAGUAUAAAUGACAAUUUUUUGAAGGUUCAUCAGUGAAAGGUGUUGAGUAGAAUUUCGUAUUAGGUUUUUUCUAAUACAGAGUUAUUCUAAAUGAUGGACCCGUUUUUAAACAUUCAUAUAUUACUAAAGUACCAAUCCUAAAUGAGCAAUCUUUAUACCAAUGGAAAGAGAAAGUUUCAAAUUUUGUGGCGGUUAGUGAUGGUUCCAUAACUGGCCGGUAGAAUUCUCACAAUAAUAGGCCGCCAUAUCACUGCUGUCGUGCACUCAAUAACACCAGUUACGCUUUCUCGUGUGUGGGUAUGAGUUUGGCUACCGUGUAGAUGUUUGCCGUGCAGCAGCCGGAGGCCACAUUGAACACUUGUAAGGUAUUAAAAAAACCUUUGAAACUUUCUCUUUCCAUUGGUAGAUUGUCCAUUUUGCAUUUUUACUUUAAUAUAUACCAAGUUUUGGAAAUGGGUCCAUCAUUUAGAAUAACUCUGUAUAAGUAUAUGUAAGUCCGCAUAUCUUGAACAAUCUGAUCAAUAACUCAUGGAAUGUUUAUUUCGCUAACCUUUUCGCAAAAUAUGCAGGUCUGAUGGGGCGCCCUUAGAUUUGUGCUGCAGUAUUCGAAAUAUUACAUUUGUAAAAUAGUAUCCAACCAAGUUCAUGUAAUAUUCAAUCUAAAAUGAUCUCUCAAUCCAUCUAGUCAUGUAACAUUAGUUUUGUUUAUUUUUUGAUCAUACAAGACUUGAUUAUUCAUGCAUUUAAUUAUAAAGUAUAUGUUUGUAUGCAUUCAUAUCAUAUUAUUAUUAUUUAACCCCAAUAACUCACCAUCUAUUUUGAACUUGUGCACUUUUGAACACCACUGCGUCAGAGGAUGCGAAUUGAAUACAUCAAUGUUUCCAUUCAACCAAUGCUGACAGUUCAAAGUGAAACUUAGAACGAGUUGAAUUUACUAAUGUAAUGCUUUCUUGGAUGAACGAGUCUCCCCUCAAAGAUUUCGAUUGCAAAAUUUAUGUUCAUCUUGUAAUGCCUUCUUGGAUUACAAGUUGUAAACAAGAUUAAACUUGAUUAAAAAAUGUAAUAAUUAGUCAAAUAAAAUAAUAAUAAAAUUGAA